Messenger RNA from Fusarium verticillioides 7600, 1734 nucleotides. RefSeq lists its product as hypothetical. Gene Ontology annotation, molecular function: transmembrane transporter activity. Bases 232 to 1584 code for a protein of 450 amino acids. The record is from RefSeq and is a predicted model, not a curated record. NCBI's taxonomy places the organism in Eukaryota, Fungi, Ascomycota, Sordariomycetes, Hypocreales, Nectriaceae. Gene Ontology annotation, biological process: transmembrane transport. The transcript has 3 exons. Gene Ontology annotation, cellular component: brush border membrane.
CACCACGUUGCUAUUCUAUUCCGAGAUCAGAUGCCGUCAGACCAGCAAGUGUCCACUGUCUCCUGAACUUCUCUCUUUGGUCUUUUAUUAGUUCUUUUCCCUUUUCUUCUCCUUUUAUACAUACAUAAUUGCCAUUUUGUUUCCUUUACAUCCGUUCCACAUCUCCCUGGUUUUUGUCUCUGUCUCUGUUUGUUAGGUACUUGAAAUCUAUCUGUCCUCAUUUAGCCGCCAAUGUCUACUUUCGAUCCCGCAGCGAGGAAGCGAGUCCUCCGGGUCAUUGCUGUCUCGCUUCUCCUCGAUCUGAUUUCCUUUACAUUCAUCCUUCCCUUGUUCCCCAAGCUUCUCGAAUUCUACCGCGACCGCGAAGGCCAGGAGCCAAUCGGUCACAACGGGCCUCAAACUCUCCUCCAAACCGUCCUGUCGGGCCUCCACCGAUACAAAGCUUCUUUCUCUCGCCCGAUCGAGUCGCGACAUGACAUUGUACUGCUGGGCGGAGCUCUAGGCUCUCUGUUCUCACUUCUACAAGCCAUCGCAUCUCCUUUAAUCGGCGCUCUCUCCGAUCGAUAUGGCCGUCGCAAAGCGCUCUUGGCUUCCAUGUGCGGCAAUAUUCUCUCCGUCCUGCUCUGGGUUGCCGCCGUCGAUUUCCGAACAUUCAUCGCUAGUCGUGUCGUUGGUGGGUUAUCAGAAGGCAACGUGCAGCUCGCUACAGCAAUGGCGAGUGAUAUCUCGGAUGAGUCGUCUCGCGGUGCAACUAUGGCUCUGAUCGGCGCGUGCUUCUCAAUCGCUUUCACCUUCGGUCCUGGACUCGGCGCGUGGCUCAGCACAUUCUCGACAUUCACGGCGAACCCGUUUGCGGCGGCUGCGGGAUUCAGUCUUGCGCUGAUCGUUGUGGAGACAGUGUAUCUAUACUUCAGCCUGCCUGAGACGUUGCCCUCGCUACGCGGUGCUCAGGCGAAGGACGGUGGAAAGAAGAAGGCUAUACCCAAGGCUGUUGAGAGGACUAACUCUCACUUUCUCUUGAACGCCAUCCACUUCGUCUUCCUGCUUUUCUUUUCCGGCAUGGAAAGUUCUCUGUCUUUUAUGACGUACGAGCUCUUCUCGUUCACUUCCGGCAAGAAUGGAAGAUUACUUGGCUAUGUUGGUCUUGUGGCAUCUAUUCUCCAGGGCGGUGUCACGCGACGACUCCCACCUCUGAUGUCUGUUCGAAUCGGCACACUAGCUUGCCUUGCGUCCUUUGUUCUCCUGGGACAGGUCAACACAAUCGGUGGUCUGUACCUCGCUGCGACAUGCCUGGCCGUCACAUCCGCUACAGUCGUUACGGGUCUGAAUGCACUUUCCAGCUUCGAAGCUCACGAAGAUGAGCGCGGCAACAAGCUCGGCAUGUUGCGAAGUUGGGGCCAGCUUGGCCGAGGCCUCGGUCCUAUCCUGUUCACAAGUGUGUACUGGUGGGCUGGCCGUGAGGUAGCAUAUGGUAUGGGCGCAACAGGUAUUGCUAUUGUAGCUGCAGCGGUGUUUGGAGGGUUGAAGACGCCAAAGGGCAUGAAUACUCAGGGCAAGAAAAAAGUUGAGAGCAAGGUCCAGUAAGGUCUAUUUAUAAACAAUGGAUAAUCCAUGAAGGGGAUGUGUAUAUUAUUACAUGGAUAUUGGUCAAGCUGGGCUUGACUUGCGUAGAUAGUAGCAUUCAUAGAUAAUUGCAGCAUAUAUCAGACGUUUCAUGUUUUACGCCUUGUUGCG